AUGUGGCUGAAGAUCUUACUUUUCCUUGGCAUUGUGGUCUGUAGCUUUUCUGCUCCCACUCGCUCACCCGCCCCUGUCACCCAGCCCUGGAAUCAUGUCAAUGCCAUCCAAGAAGCCCUGGUCCUCCUGGAUAACACGCCUGACAUGGAGGUGAGUGAGGGAGAGAGAGACGAAGAUGUAGAAAUUGUCUCUGAAGAGUUCUCUGUCCAGAAAUGUGUGCAGGAACGCCUGCAGUUAUAUGAGAAGGGCCUACGGGGCAACCUCACCAAACUCAAGGGCACCUUGAAAAUGAUAGCCAGCCACUACCAGAACUGCUCCACAAUCCUGAGAAGUGACUGUAAGACACACAUCACCACAUAUGACGACUUCGUAGACAACCUCAAAGACUUUCUGGCCACCAUUCCCUUUGACUGCUGGAAGCCAGUCCAGAAAUGAGGCGGCCCAGGGCAGCUCGGAUCCAACCUCUCAGAUUGCAGCUUUUGCUCCUGUAACAUGAGCCAGGAAAGCAGGAGUUCUGCCUCGAAGGGACCAAGGACGGGCCACAGCGACAUCGGGGGGCAGUACAGACCUU
Molecule: messenger RNA, 571 nt
Organism: Peromyscus maniculatus bairdii (prairie deer mouse)
Lineage: Eukaryota; Metazoa; Chordata; Mammalia; Rodentia; Cricetidae
Gene: Csf2
Product: colony stimulating factor 2
Biological process (GO): immune response; myeloid cell differentiation
Cellular component (GO): extracellular region
Molecular function (GO): growth factor activity; granulocyte macrophage colony-stimulating factor receptor binding; cytokine activity
Source: RefSeq, a predicted model, not a curated record